Puntigrus tetrazona (Sumatra barb) is the source of this 1713-nucleotide messenger RNA. It is a transcript of the gene asb5b, whose product is annotated as ankyrin repeat and SOCS box containing 5b. Bases 93 to 1082 code for a protein of 329 amino acids. The record is from RefSeq and is a predicted model, not a curated record. Gene Ontology annotation, molecular function: protein binding. Gene Ontology annotation, biological process: intracellular signal transduction; positive regulation of protein catabolic process; protein ubiquitination. Lineage: Eukaryota; Metazoa; Chordata; Actinopteri; Cypriniformes; Cyprinidae. The transcript is spliced from 7 exons.
UCGGGGAAUAACUGGGCCGGCCUUGCAUAUGAUCCCCAACAACACAUCCCUGGAUCCCAUUCCAAAACAUUCACUGUCACUGAGCGGCAGCAAUGACUGAGAUUUUGGAGGAGCGGCCUUUCGGCUCGCACUACACCAACGUCUAUCUCUCGAUUUUUGUUCUUUUUUGCUUCAAAUUAUUCCUCAAGAUCAGUUUAAACAUACUGACCCACUUCUAUGCGGUCAAAGGAAACCGUAAGGAGGCAGCCCGGAUCGCAGCUGAGUUCUAUGAUUUUGGCCAAGGGCACAGUUCGUGGGCGGAUCGCUCUCCCCUCCAUGAAGCUGCGUGUCAGGGUCGACUUCUGGCGCUUAAGACUCUUCUCUCACAGGGAUACAGUGCAAAUAUCAUCACCAUUGAUCAUGUGACUCCUCUCCACGAAGCUUGUCUGGGAGAUCAUGUAGCAUGUGCCAGGGCCCUCAUAGAAGCUGGUGCCAAUGUGAAUGCCACGACCAUUGAUGGCGUGACCCCACUGUUUAAUGCCUGCUCGGCAGGAAGUGUCACCUGCACAGAGGUGCUUUUGGAACAUGGAGCAAAACCACAGGCAGAAGUGUGCCAGCCUUCACCCAUUCACGAAGCCUCCAGCAAAGGCCGAGCAGCAUGCAUAGAGUCUCUCAUCUCCUGGGGAGCAGAUGUAGAUUAUGACAUCCCUCAUCUAGGAACACCUCUUUACAUUGCCUGUGUCUCUCAGCAGCUCCAGUGUACACAAAAGCUUCUGGAUGGAGGAGCAAAUGUUCAGAAGGGCCGUUUUCUGGACACACCGCUGCAUGCUGCAGCACAGAAGGACUGCCCAGAGAUCAUCAGAGUGCUACUAGACUUUGGCGCUAACAUCAACUCUCGCAACCUGGAGCUACAAAGGCCGGUGGAAACAGCGCCACCCAGCAGUGCGGCAGAGGCUGUGCUUCUUCUUUACGAGGCCACGCCGCGGUCGCUCUGUCAGCUGUGUAGACUGAGUAUCAGGAACUACAUGGGCCGAUCCAGACUGCAUCUGAUUCCUCACCUCAAACUACCUACACUGCUCAAGGGUUUCCUCCAGUACAGAUAGAUUUUCUGCCUCCAACCAUAAACCCCUUUCCACUUUUAUUUUCUUAUAUUAAGUGCAUUAAUACACAAAAAGGUCACAACCAACGCACAAAAAAGAUCAUGCUAGCCAUUCACACUUCCAAGUUUUAUUUAACUAAUAUAUAUUUUUGUGCAACCAAUGUACUUUAGUUAUAUUAUUGUAAAUAUCUUCACAAGAGUAAUGUAAAUUUGUCAUUUUAAUCUGCAUGUUGUUAUAUAUCAAUAUAAGCUGCAUGCCUAAUAUUUAUCACAUCAGGAUGAAAUUAUUGAAGCGCAUGCCAGUAUAUUGAUUUUUACAUUUUUUACCAGAGAAAUCUAAAAAAACGAUAUUCCCAAAAGCACGGUUUUCACAAAAUCUAAUGCUGUCAUUUAUUUCCACAGCUUCCCAAGUUAAUUGCAUCCUGAAAGCCACUGGAAUCAAUUUAAUACUGUAUUCUAGCUAAACAUUUUGUUGCCAAAACAAAGCAUGAUAUACACAGUAACUUACGCAUAAAUAAAAAUUAUAUGUAAAAUUGGACGAUUUAAUUGGUCUCACUUUUCUUUGUUAUUGCUGUUGCUACUGUAAAUGUAUUAUUAUUUCAGUCCUAAUCAAUAAACUAAUCAUUUCAUGUUUA